Nothobranchius furzeri (turquoise killifish) is the source of this 5779-nucleotide messenger RNA. It is a transcript of the gene tfap2c, whose product is annotated as transcription factor AP-2 gamma (activating enhancer binding protein 2 gamma). Gene Ontology annotation, cellular component: nucleus. The record is from RefSeq and is a predicted model, not a curated record. Gene Ontology annotation, molecular function: DNA-binding transcription factor activity, RNA polymerase II-specific; RNA polymerase II transcription regulatory region sequence-specific DNA binding. Lineage: Eukaryota; Metazoa; Chordata; Actinopteri; Cyprinodontiformes; Nothobranchiidae. Gene Ontology annotation, biological process: regulation of transcription by RNA polymerase II; anatomical structure development; regulation of cell population proliferation.
ACUCCCCGCGGAUUGAGUCAUUCGCUGCGUCUUGGUGGAGCCUUGCAGAUGUCUGUGCUGGAGAGGAUAGACUGGAGGUUUUGCAACGGAGAAAGCCAAUCAACAAUGUUGUGGAAAUUAGCCGACAACGUGAAAUAUGAAGAUGACUGUGAGGAAAGACAUGACGGCAACAGCAAUGGCAAUCCCCGGCUACCCCCUCUGCCAGCGGUCAGCCAGCACCUGUACAGCCCGUCUCCGGCCCUCUCUCACUCGGCUGGCUCGGACUUCCAGCCUCCCUACUUCCCUCCACCGUACCAGCCCAUCUCCUACCCUCAGUCCAGCGACCCUUACUCGCACCUCGGCGACCCGUUCAACAUCAACUCCAUACACCAGUCGCCCUCAUCGAACCAGCAGCAGCCGUGGCCCAGCCGGCAAGGCCAGGACGGGCUCGGGAGGAGCGGACUGGCGAGUCAGAUCUUGGGCCUAGAGGGAGGAUCGUCGGGGAUGAGGAGGGAAGGGUUCCGCCGUCCGGAGCUGCUGGCCUCGCACGCGCACGCCCUGGAGUCCUCGGGUAUAGGUGACAAUAUGGGGAUGCACGACAUGGGCCACGGAAUGGACGAGGUUCAGCAUGUAGACGACCACAGUAUUAUAAUGGCAGACCAGACCGUCAUCAAAAAAGUAUUAGGACUACGAGGUGGCAGGAACCUUGAUCGCUUACAGAGGACUUAUUAUCAGGGGGGCAUUCUUGCUGGGCCUGUCACAUUACCCAAAGGAAACACGCUGGGUCUUCCCUUCCAGAAAGAGUCCCUGCUGGGCAUGGUGUCAAACCCCACUGAGGUGUUCUGCUCCGUGCCGGGCCGCCUCUCCUUGCUGAGCUCCACUUCCAAGUACAAGGUCACUGUGGCUGAAGUCCAGAGACGUUUGUCACCUCCAGAGUGCCUCAACGCAUCGCUCCUGGGAGGCGUUUUACGCAGGGCCAAGUCAAAAAAUGGAGGCCGUUCUUUGAGAGAAAAGCUAGAUAAAAUUGGUCUUAACCUGCCUGCGGGAAGGAGGAAGGCAGCCAACGUCACUCUACUUACCUCACUAGUAGAAGGUGAAGCUGUUCAUUUAGCAAGAGACUUUGGUUAUGUGUGUGAGACAGAGUUCCCUGCAAAGGCAAUAGCUGAAUACCUGGGCAGGCCGCAUGUGGAGCGCAACGAGGUUAACACUCGCAAGAACAUGCUCCUGGCUGCAAAGCAAAUCUGUAAGGAGUUCACUGAUCUGCUCACACAGGACCGAUCGCCUUUGGGAAACUCCAGGCCUGCACCCAUUUUGGAGCAAGGAAUCCAGGGCUGCCUGACUCAUUUCAGCCUCAUCACACACGGCUUUGGCUCUCCGGCCAUCUGCGCUGCCAUGACCUCGCUCCAGAACUACCUGAAUGAGGCCCUCAAACAAGUGGACAAGAUGUACCUGAGCUCUGGCAGCGACAGCCAGGGAUCCUCAGAGAGUGGGAGCAAGUCUACCGACAAAAUGGAAAAGCACAGGAAAUGAGAACUCAAAAGACAGAAACCUCAUAAAUUUUAGAAUCCCUUAAACCCCUUUGCCCUCUCUGCCCCUUUUUUUUUUGGACUUUUUAAAAUAGAUAUUUGUUAUUGUCUUUUGGAGAGAUUAAUUUGUAUGUGGGUGUGUAUGUGUGCUCGCACUGUAAACUUAUAUUUCUAAGAGCUUGUGGACUUGUCUGCAGAUCAGUAAGCGUUGGCAGUCCGUGGGCGACUGCUCCUUAAAAGCUUAACACACAUGCACAAGCGUACUACUAUGCAGUUUUAUAAAUUGCCUAUGAACUGAUGCUGCAACCAGAACACUUCUGCUUUUUUUGGAAAGAUGAGGAAAAAACAAAGUGCAUUCUCUGAUUUUUUUCCCUCCAUUAUUCCUAGAGGACAUCAUUUCAAGAUGACUUGCCAUGGCUGUGAAUUCCUCUUAGCAUUCCCCCUCCUCCUCUGUCUGGAUGCAAAUCCACUGAUUUCCUGUGUCUCAAUGGACCUGCAAAAGGAAACAAAAAUCUGUGUGUAUGAAAAAAAAAGACAAUCCACUGUGUUUUUGUUUUUUUGUGCUUUUGUACAGCCGCUUCAAAAUGACUCCAGUGUUAUUGUGCUUUGUUUAUGGGAAAUGAUUUGAGUCUCAUGUUGGACGGCGACUUUUUGCUCAGCGGCCCCUCAGAAACCAGGGACUUUCAAGUUGCUGCAAUAGAAGCCCCUUCAGUGUUCACACGGGUUACAUGUUACUCCACAUGGCAGUGAGUACACCACCUUCUUUAUAGUCAACACACCCACCGAUUUUAGUAUUUAAAACCUCCAAGCGAACGUCGACCUUCCAACGUGCUUUAAUCCUGAUACAAAGUAUACGUGUGUUGUGUGAAUGUGUGUACUUGUACAUAUUGCUACUUUUUUUUUAAAGUGUCUUUAAUUAGACAUUAAAUCCAAAACAUCCAAACAGAACUUUAUUCAUUGUGUUGUCCCGGAAUGUAAAUAUAGAUUAUUUUAUUUAUGUGGUAAUUUAACGGGCUUGUGUAAAUAAUAGUGACAUUCUGGUGUAUGGUUUUACUUCUUAUCAGGACGUGUGUUUAAACUUUUAUAAAAGGGUUAGUUUUUUAUCAAGUAGAAGCUAGGAAGUGGGCAUGAUUUCCCUUUCUUUUUGGAAAAUCGAAAAGAAACAAUUUGUUUUAACGUUCUAGGAAAACUGAAUAAAAUGAGAGCCUCAAGCCUGAUCCAGUGUGCGCGCGCGUGUGUGUGUGUGUGUGUGUGUGUGUGUGUGUGUGUGUGUGUGUGUGUGUGUGUGUGUGUGUGUGUGUGUGUGAUGUUGCCUAGGCUAUACAAACACACAGUUUUAUCUGUAGCUUCCUUUUUUCAAGCCUGUUUCACAGAAAAUGGUUAAGUCAUGUGUUGAAAGAAUCCCGUAAUAAUAAACAGCAAAGAAAAUCCCCUACUAAACUAAUGGUAACAGUAGUCAUCAUUAUUUGCUCUCACUUAGCUUCACAAAUAGGCUGUGUGGCUCGGUGAAGACCUCAAAAGGACAUCAUGUGAGCAACAGAGAUGUGCUGCAAAGAAAUGGCAAAUGGCUUGUUUGAGUCUGAACUUAGGAACAGUUUGCACGCAUGCCACAGAGAUUUCUUCGGAGACUUUUCCAUUUAGAAAAAUUUGCUUUGCUUUCUUUUUUGGGAGUAGACAUGCUUCCAUUUCAGCCUGGGAUUAAAUGUCUCAAAUAUGCAAUUUACCUUCAUAAAAUCAAAUUACAAUGGCAAAGUUUUUUUGCAGAUUCUCUGAACAUGGAGAUGAUGUAAUGUUGCAUAAGCUGUGAUUUAAAGCCUUUCAAGCUCUUGUUUUUUUUAUCAGUAAGCCAGGUAGUAAACUUUGGUUUCUAUUAGCAUGACUUACUGAAGAAGCUUGAGGUGUUCUGACGACAUUUCAGCCACAAAUGUUGCUUUUACAAAAAUAAAAAGGUUGCAAAUGCUCGAUGUUGAGUGUAUUAAAAGCCCUCAAGUAUUACUCAGCUUUCACCAAACUACAUUGUAUAUAACUGAAAUGUUUUUAUGAAUUUCACACGAUGAGGAACGCACUUUCCUCCUGCUGUUGUGGUUUCUAUGCAAUUUCUUGACGCCUUUGGAGGCUCUUUAAUGUCUACAGGACAAAUAAGUGAAGGGAAACUAGAAGCGAGUUGAAUGUGGUGCAAGGUUGCUUAAUCAUCACUCGCCCAGCCAGUCCUUGUUGAUUCAUGUGGCUUGUAUGUUUCUGUGCUUCAGUGUUUGUGACUUUAGUGCUUUCGAGCCAGACGCCACCGCAUCACGUUUAUCCAGUGAUUUAUAUCUUAUUUGUUCUAUUUAUACACAUUUGUAGGCCAGUAGGCUAAACCAGCAUUUCCCUAAAACUUUGCUACAGGGUAACGAGGCAGCAGCAGCAGUUGCAGCAGAUGCCUCGCAGUAAAACAAGUAUGAGCCUCUCCCCUCCAGAACCUGUCUAACCAGAACUGUCAACCUGAACCCAGUGGCUCACAGCGGUUGACUUUAACUGCCUUCAGUUAUUCUUGUUAUGUUGUAUGCAUGGGUCUGAAAGAGCAGAUAAUUAGUGGGGGGUGUGAGCGAUGGUGGGAGAGCAGAGGAGGAAUAAGUGAAGGUUGUUAGAGUGCCUUUGAUGACCGGCCGAGCACGGUUGAAGCAACGCUUCCCUGUGAAAGAGGAUUUGACUGAAGGUUGUUCAUUCAGUUCCUUUUUUUUUCUUUAAAUGCAUGUUGUCACUCGGUCCCAUCACCGUUUUUGUUUUGGCCGACCCAAGUCUUUUGUAAGCAGAAGCGAUCUUCUUUUGAGUGACUCGGCAAAGCCAGGGCUGGUUCAAAGAAGAUCUCAGGAGGAUAAUCCACCAAAAUCAGCCCGUAGUGUACCUGCCUACUUCUCAUGUGUUUCCCUAAACUUUAGCAACAUGGUGGCAGGUCAAAAAACCCUCCCUCCUAACAGUGGGGCAGAGUGAGUAAUUCACUUAUGACACACCUAAUGUAGCUGGGAAAAGGAGACAAGCGUGGACUCGUCAUUCUCAUUCUGUACCUCUCACAUCCUCCUCUUUCAUUUAAAGAGUAGAUCCCAGAAACGGGUUUAAUUAGAUAUUAUGUUUGACAUGCUAAUGUAAUCUUUACAUCUCAUUAGGACGCCCAGGGCGACUUGUCAACUUCUGAUUCACUGAACUGUGGUCGUGGUUCAAGCUAGCUCUGACUGCACGACCUUUUAAUGUAGGUCAUGGCAAGUCACAUGACAAAGAUCCAUUGAAAAAACGGGGACAAAUGAUUUCAGAAAAUAGUGAUUUCCUUUUUUAUAGAUGAGUUUUAUCAAAAAUAUACAAACGUUGAACUUUUUUGUGGUUAAAUUGAUGUAAAGUUGUCCAAAAUGUUCCCAGACACUUAACUCGUAACUUUCACCCUCUUUCAUUCAUCCAACCACUUCCCUUCAACCAAUGUCUUUGAAAUCUGUUGUACAUUAAGGCUCAUUUGCAGUCAGACUAAUCGCUUGCUUGCAGUUCCCAACCACCAAAACCACUUUAUGAGUUAAACCAUGGUCCUAACAUCCCGUACCAUAAACGACAAGUCAGACAGAUGACGGCGAUAGAUUCUCACGAGUAAAUCACAAGUCAAAUGUAGGCUGCUCCAUGUUCUGCAAAGACAGAUCAUUAUAAAAUGGGGGAAAAUGGUUUUUAUUUGAACAUACCUAUAACAUACCAAGCGAUGAAGAGGUAUGAAAUAAACAGGGUAAAUAAAAAGAUCACAGCAAUUGUACUGGCUCAAACCAAUAAAACAAAUUAAUAUUUAACACAUUUUGUAACCAAAGUGCAGCCAAUAAGUCCUUUUGUUGUGUUGUCAUAGGUGUUUUUAACACAUUUGAGGCUUUAAUCUGAAUAUAAUUAAGGUAAACAAAUAAACAUCCCUCAGCAGUUUCAUUGUUUUCCUUUUUACAAGAAAAUAAGCAGCUUUUAAAAAGGUAAUUAUUUUGCAACCUUUUGCUUCAUUUUGGUGCAUUUUGGGUCUCUACUCCUUUUAAAAAUGCUUCAAACUUGAAAACGCAUGUCCAUCCGUUUUCUGUCAGGGUUUAGUUGUAGGAAUGAAGUGUUUUAUUGUGUGAAUUGUGUGACUAGAACAAGGUGUUUCAAAAACUCUCCCUUUUGUGACAUCACAAAAGGGAGAGUUUGCAAAUUGUGUCUCGUUUUCUUGACUCUGCAGUCGUGGGGUUGAUCAGAAAUGGUAAAAAAACAAAUAAAUAAAAAAAUAAAAAACUGAGUUCAGAGAG